AUGUUUGGACGCAUAGGACGUCUGUAUCUAAGCUUUGUGCAAAAAAGAUGUAUGAGCUUGAUGGACUCAAGUUCUAAUAAACUAUAUGAGAGCCUUCUUAAAAAGUCUUAUUUGCUACCUGAAAGUGGACAUGAUGUCCUUAUUAUUCAACCGUGUGUGAAGGGUGUAUGCAAUAUCAGAAAUAACGCAACCAAAGGUGAGCAUACUCCCAAUAUAGACGAAGCUAUAGCUCUAAUUGAUUCUCUAGAAUUUUGGACUACUGUUGAUGUAAUCUCAUGUAAUGUAAGAAAUCCACACCAUAAUUCACAAACAUUUUUCAGUAAAGGUGUUUGGGAAGAAAUAUCCAGAAUCGUAGUCGAAUAUCGUGAUGGUCAAGCACCUAUUGAAACGCAGGAUAAACUUUCCACUAAAUCCAAUAAUCAAGUAGUUAAAAAACGAGCAACGGCAGUUCUUAUCAACUGGUCACGUCUGACAACAUCUCAACUUGCAUAUAUUCAACAGGCCUGGCUAAUGCCUGUUUAUGACCGUUACACGCUUGUUGUUCAACUUUUCACCCUUCGAUCACGAACUCCAGAGGCAAAAGUUCAAGCGAAAUUAGCUGAACUUGGUUUACUUCGAUCUCGUAUUCCAGCAUUCUUUCAAACAUCUGGUAUGAUUGAAAGUUUAGUUAACAGAUCUGAUUUCGCUUGCAAAGAACAAUUGAUGCAAAUAAUUAAUGAAAAAGAAACGCAUCUAUUAAAUCAGUUGGAAAAAAUAUCAAAACAACGUGUUAAUCAUAAGCGUAGUCAUCGGAGGGGAAUGGAGAAACAUCACUUACCGUUGGUUGCAGUUGUUGGUUACACCAAUGCUGGGAAAACUAGUCUAAUACGCUAUUUAAGCAAAUCAGACAAACUUACCUCAUGCCCAGAAGUUUUUGCCACUUUGGAUAUUACUCAUCAUAGGACACGAUUGCCUGUACCUACAACAUCUGACGACAGUAUGGCCCCUGACCAAUGUACCGGUGGUAUUGGAUUACCUGGUAUACAAAUGUUACUACUGGAUACAAUAGGAUUUAUGUCCGAUCUUCCGACUAGCUUGUUGGCGGCAUUUCGAGCUACACUAAACGAAUGUUUAGAAGCAGAUCUAAUUCUUCAUGUUGUUGAUAUUAGUCAACCUGAAUGGAAUUCACAUAGUAAUCAUGUCGAGGAACUAUUAAAAGAUAUUGGCAUUCCUACUGAACAAUCUGAUAAUCUUGAUGAUAAUAGCAACGCCCUCGAUGUACCUCCUAAAAUUUUAAGAGUUGGAAACAAAAUUGAUCGAAUUGAUUCAGAAUUUAUAUCUACUGGAUUCGACGCCUUAGUGUCCGCCAAGAGUGGAAUAGGCAUGAAUGAGCUUACUUCGAGAAUUCAAUCAUUGUUAAUGAAACGUCUUGGAUGGUUUUCACGCACUGUAGAUAUUAGUCAAGGUGGCUCCUGCCUUCAGUGGAUCUACUCAAACGCCAUGGUGACAAGUGUACAAGCAUCUCCUUCAAGUGCACAAAGACUCAGAGUAACUGCAAUAUUCACCCCUGUUACUUGGAUUAACUUCCGCAAAACAUUUCAGAUGAAAUCCUUUUGA
Molecule: messenger RNA, 1596 nt
Organism: Trichobilharzia regenti
Lineage: Eukaryota; Metazoa; Platyhelminthes; Trematoda; Strigeidida; Schistosomatidae
Source: the annotation of a GenBank genome assembly